UAUAUUAAAUCCCAUAAAAGAAAGUGGGUAUCGAUAGUUCUAACCGAACCUAAUCAUCCCCAACUACACAGCCUUCAGAAACCUAACCAGAGAUGGACAUGAAGAAGAAAAUUUUGGUGUUAGGAGGAACUGGUUAUUUGGGGCAACAUCUCUUGGUUCGGUUCUCAGAAGAAAUCAAACAUCAACAACAAAAAUAUGAAUUAGCAUUUACUCAUUACUCAACUCCUCCUCAGUCACUGCUCAACGAAAUCUCUCCAUCAAUUGCUUUUCAUGUUGAUUUACAAACUGGACAAGGUCUUGAUUCCAUCGCCACUACAUUUGGGCAGCCAGAUGUGAUCGUAAAUUGUGCUGCGUUGUCUGUACCUCGUGUAUGCGAAACGGAUCCAACAGCAGCCAUGGCUAUAAAUGUACCAUCUUCUGUGGUGAAAUGGUUAUCAAACUUUGGUGACAGUGUUCUUUUGAUUCAUUUAUCAACUGAUCAAGAAGUCGCAAUUCAUACGUUUCUUGGUGGAGUUAAGUCUUGUCGUCCUGCUUUUGUGUCAGUUUAUGAAGGAGCCAAAUCGUUCUACAAGGAAGAAGAUGAAGCAUUCCCAGUGAAUGUAUAUGGAAAGUCAAAAGUGGCAGCGGAGCAGUUUAUUUCUGCAAACUGUUCAAAUUAUGCAAUUUUGAGGAGCAGUAUCAUCUAUGGGCCACAAACUAUUUCACCAAUUGUGAAAUCUCUUCCAAUUCAGUGGAUUGACAGCGUCCUUUUAAAAGGUGCCGAAGUGGAGUUCUUUCAUGAUGAGUUUCGAUGCCCAGUUUUCGUCAAGGAUGUUGUGGAUGUAAUUCUAACUUUGUCAAAGAAGUGGAUCUCAGAUAAAGAACAGAUGAAAUUACUAUUAAACGUUGGAGGACCAGAUCGGUUAUCCCGUUUGCAAAUGGCUGAAGCUGUUGCAACUGUUAAAGGAUACGACACAUCAUUACUGAAACCCGUCUCUGCAUCAUCAGUGAAUCGCGGUGUGAAUUCCCCUGCCGACAUUUCCAUGGACAUCAGUAAACUAUCUCAAACGCUUGGUAUUAAACCGACUCCAUACCUGGAUGGUGUUAGAUUAACUCUUGAUGCAACGGCUCAUUCCUAAACAAAUAAGGACUUGAUGUAAAUCUGUAUUCUUCUCUCUUUCAUCUAACAUUGUAUGGUCAUGUCAGGUUUGAAUUGAAUUCUCUGUUAUAUCUGUAAUCCAUUUAUUGAAACUAAAUAUAUUGCAACUUACUCUCA
Messenger RNA from Papaver somniferum (opium poppy), 1255 nucleotides. RefSeq names its product methionine adenosyltransferase 2 subunit beta-like. The record is from RefSeq and is a predicted model, not a curated record. NCBI's taxonomy places the organism in Eukaryota, Viridiplantae, Streptophyta, Magnoliopsida, Ranunculales, Papaveraceae. Bases 93 to 1118 code for a protein of 341 amino acids. The transcript is spliced from 6 exons.